AUGACAAUCCUGGUACUGGCGACGGCCAAGGUCAGCCUCUGGCUCGCGGCGCCUCUUGGGAAUGAUCCAAACGGCUUCGUCCCGGCCUCUGUGGGCGGGUCGCCGCGCUGGAGGACUUUUGUACGCAACGAAAGCAACCCGUACCACAUACCGGACAACGUGUUUGCGAGCGAGAUUAAGACGAGAGAGACCGUCGAGAGGCUGAUCCAGACGCACUCUUCGGCGGUCCGCAUCAACGGCCGUCACGCCCGCUGGGUCCAUGACGACGGCAGCAAGUCCACCUUGCAGGCAACAUUCACGCCGCCUAGCAUGGGCCAAGACCAAGUCUACUUCAUACGGGGUCUAUAUCAAAUGCGCUGCAUAAUUGUCCUAUUGGAAGCCUACGGGACCAGCAUCAACCGCCAAACGAACAUCACAGACGCCACACACAAGACCAAGACCAACGGUGACAAGAAGGGAGAAGAUGACGACGACCGCGACGUCUGGCACUGGCCGCCCGAGCACGUGGCCUACUGCCUCAACGUCUUGGCGGACGCCGUGCAAUGUACGGCGGACGCGACGCCGCUCUCCUUCGUGAACGGUUUCGGGUCCGGACAUCUCACUGACGGGCAGCAGGCGUGGUGCCGGGAUUGGGAUUCCCUACGCGCGUGGGCCGCGGAUGAGGAGCGCAGCGUGGACGCGGCCCAAGGAGGCGCUGCGCUUACGGGGUCGUUCGGCAGGUUGUGGCGUACUAUUUUGCCCUGA
Messenger RNA from Colletotrichum chrysophilum, 744 nucleotides. RefSeq lists its product as uncharacterized. The coding region runs from base 1 to 744 and encodes 247 amino acids. The record is from RefSeq and is a predicted model, not a curated record. The transcript has 3 exons. NCBI's taxonomy places the organism in Eukaryota, Fungi, Ascomycota, Sordariomycetes, Glomerellales, Glomerellaceae. Gene Ontology annotation, biological process: mycotoxin biosynthetic process.